Messenger RNA from Erpetoichthys calabaricus (reedfish), 2757 nucleotides. RefSeq lists its product as uncharacterized. NCBI's taxonomy places the organism in Eukaryota, Metazoa, Chordata, Cladistia, Polypteriformes, Polypteridae. The transcript has a single exon. Gene Ontology annotation, molecular function: nucleic acid binding. Gene Ontology annotation, biological process: DNA integration. Bases 1 to 2757 code for a protein of 918 amino acids. The record is from RefSeq and is a predicted model, not a curated record.
AUGACAGUAAUGAAUAUUAAGAAUGGUCAUACAUUAGGUGUGACUGAUAGAUUUAUUCAUAAGGUUAAACUACGACAUGAGGUAAUACCUGUUCAACAGAAACUUCGUCGUCUACCAUUUUCUGUCCGUGAGGCUGUCUCUAAAGAACUAAAGAGACUGGAACAGGAAGACAUUAUAGAGAAAACUGAUUCAUCUCCUUGGGUGUCACCAUUAGUAGUAAUUAAAAAAAAAUCAGGUGCAAUACGACUAUGUAUAGACCUUCGUGAGCCAAACAAAGCUGUGGUGAUAGAUAGCCACCCUUUACCACACAUUGAAGAAGUGUUCACACAGCUUCGAGGAGCUAAAAUGUUCUCCACCAUUGAUCUUCGAAAUGCUUACCAUCAGGUACCUUUACAGGAGGAUAGCAGAGAAAUUACUGCAUUUAUAACACAUGAUGGACUUUUUCGUUUUAAAAGAGUACCUUAUGGUCUGGCAUCAGCUCCAAGUGCAUUUCAGAGAAUGAUGUCCUUGAUACUAGCAGGGCAGGAUGGGGUGCAGUGUUACUUAGAUGACAUUAUAGUAUAUGGGGACUCACCAUCUGUUCAUGAACACAGGUUACAAGCAGUACUUCAUUGUCUUCAUGACAGUGGGCUGCAGCUUAAUAUGGAGAAAUGUCAAUGCAGAAAAACUGAACUGACAUUUUUAGGCCAUAGAAUUUCUUCUGCUGGCCUUCAGCCCAAUGUUGAACACAUAAGAGCAGUAACUGAAGCUCCACCACCUCAUGAUGUAUCUUCUUUACGCUCAUUUCUUGGACUGACUGCUUGGUAUUCUAAGUUCAUUCCAAAUUAUGCCACUGUGGUAGAACCCCUUCGUGAACUGCUUAGGAAUUCUGGAGAAUUUUCUUGGACAAAUAUGGCACAAGAAAGCUAUGAUUGUAUUAAGAAACUUAUUGCUACCAGUCCAGUGCUUGCAAUUUUUGACCCUUCAUUGCCUGCAAUUGUAACUACAAAUGCUUCGGAUUAUGGUAUUGGUGCUGUUCUUACACAGAAUCAUGGUGGAUUUGAGAAAACUGUUGCCUUUGCAUCUCGUACAUUGUCAGAAUGUGAAAGACAGUACUCUACUAUUGAAAAAGAGGCUCUUGCUUGUGUGUGGGCCACAGAGAAAUGGCGUACCUACUUGUGGGGACGUCAUUUUACCUUACGCACUGACCACUGUCCAUUAACCACACUACUUACUAGCAAGGGGCUUGGACGAGCAGGCAUGAGAAUUGCAAGAUGGUCAGCGCGACUUAUGUCAUUCAACUACAGUAUUGAGUAUAAACCUGGGCAUGAAAAUAUCACUGCUGACUGCUUAUCACACUUGCCACUGUCUGAGACAGUAUCAGAACAAGACCCUGACUUGGAAUUGGUUGCACUGGUGUCUGUUGACUUUGCUGCAGUGACUGCAGAGCAGUUUCAAAGUGCUUGUGCCUCGUGCCCUAUUCUACAAAAGGUCAAGACUUAUAUUAGUAAAGGAUGGCCUUGUACUUCAAAAGGACUUGAAUCUGAUGUUAUUCCAUAUUUUAGAAUUCAGACAGAGUUGGCGGUAAAAAAUGAACUUAUUAUUCGUGGCACUCAUAGGGUCAUUGUCCCAUCAGAAUUACAGUCUAAGAUGAUUCAGCUGGCACAUUCUACCCAUCAAGGGAUUGUACGAACGAAACAGAGACUCAGGGAUUUAUAUUGGUGGCCUGGCAUGGACUCCCAAGUGGAAGAUGCUAUCAAAUUAUGUACAACUUGCAUACAGCACGAUAAAACCGCUAAAACAAAUACAGCUCCAUUACAACCAGUGCCUAUCCCAAAUUCAGCUUAUAACAAACUUGCCAUUGAUAUUGUGGGGCCAUUCCAAACUGCACCAUAUGGCUAUUGCUAUGCCAUUACACUUAUUGACUACUUCAGUAAGUGGCCAGAGGUUGCUUUUGCUUCUGCUGUGACUUCGGAAACCAUUAUACAUUUUUUGUGCACUAUUUUCAGUAGGGAAGGAAAUCCACUGGAAAUUGUUACUGACAAUGGAUCUCAGUUUAUGUCCUCAGACUUUGAAGCAUUUCUUAGCGAUAGGGACAUCAUACACACUCGCAGUUCUGUUUACUAUCCACAAGCAAAUGGUGAGAUAGAGCGUUUUAACAGGGUAUUAAAGGACUGUUUGCAAAUGGCAAAUAUUGAAGGAAAGCCUUGGAAGUCAUUUGUUACUGAAUUUUUACAGAUAUAUCGUGCUACUGUACAUGCAGUAACACAAAAGUCACCUGCUGAGCUCUUACAUGGUCGCCCAAUGAUAACUAAAUUAAACAUUAGAGACCUGCUUCCAACUUCGCCUUUGAAGCAACAUACUACUGUGGCGCAGCAUGUACAACGGAAACAAGAACAAAUGAAAAAAUAUACAGAUAUGCGUCGCAGAGCAAAAUCACCUUCUUUCACUUGUGGGAGUUUUGUGCGUAUUAGGAAGCCGGGCAUAGUUCAAAAGGAUCACUUCAAAUUCAGUCGCCCUUAUCAGAUAAUUGCUCAGAAAGGCCCUGCCACAUACCUGUUGUCAGAUGGCAAGAUCUGGAAUGCAGCUCACCUCGCUCCAGCUACAGCUGUACAAUCCAGUCUGACUUCAGACACACAACCGGAGGAUUCAUACGUUCCAACCCGUCCAAUUCAGUCAGCUGCUAUUUCUACUGGUACACCUGGGCAGUCUUUUUCAAAUAUACGGAGAGGUAGAGUGCGACAGGCUCCGGUGUGGACAAAGGACUAUGUCAGAUAA